GAACUCUCAGGAGGGGCCAUGGGGACCCUACCGCUUCUCCUGCUGCUCUCGGGAGCCCUAGCCUUGACUGAGACCUGGGCGGGUACGCACACCCUGAAAGUUUCAGCACCGUGGUGUACGGUCUGGGCGGCGGGAAGUCCCGGUACAUCGGCGCCAGCUACGUGGACGACAUGGAGGUCGCGCAGUUCGACAGCGAUGCCCCGAACCCGAGGCUGGAGCCACAGGCACCGUGGAUGGAGGAGAGGCCGGACUAUUGGAACGAGGGGACAGGGUUUUGCCUGCGCGAAGCACAGAUUAACCAAGCGAACCUGAACAAGCUGCAUGCCAACUACAACCAGAGCGAGGACGGACGGCGCCGACUACCUCGCCCUGAACAAGGACCUGAGAUCCUGGACCACGGUGGACACCGCGGCCCCAUAACCUGGCGAAAGUUGGUGCAGGACCUUGAUGCGGGACAGAAGAGGUUCUAUCUGGAGAGAAUCUGCGUGUGCUGGCUAAACCAGCUCUUGGAGAAGGGGAAGGAGACGCUGCUCAGAGCAGACAUCACCCUGACCUGGCAGCGUGAUGGGGAGGAUAUGACCCAGGACAUGGAGUUGGUGGAGACCAGGCCUGCGGGGGAUGGAACCUUCCAGAAGUGGGUGGCUGUGGACCUGCCCCCUGGAGAGAAGCAGAGAUACACAUGUCAUGUGCAGCACCAGGGGCUGCCUGAGCCCCUGACCCUGAGAUGGGACCACCAUCACCAUCGUGGGCAUCAGUGCUUCCCUGAGUCUCCUUGGAGCUGUGGUCACUGGAGCUGUGCUGUGGAGGAAGAAGUGCUCAGGAGUCUCCCCAAGCUUCCAGGCCCCCCUCUUGUAGACCUCAGGAAUGUCUGCAUGGGAUUCAGAGAGCUGACCAAUCAGAAGGACCAACUGUUUGCCUUAGAAAUUCCAUUCCUGAAAAUCUUGGCUGAACUCUAUGGACAAAUCCUCCCAUGGAAAACAGCUAAACAUGCCAUGUGUAAUAAAAAAAAACAACUUCUUAAAAGCAACAGAGCAUUAAGGAGAUACAAAUGACCACGCCCCAGAAGAAGGGAAAGACCCGGCUUGGCCUCCACAGAGGGCAGCGCCCUGAGUGAGCAGUGGAGGAAGGUGUGCAAGUUCAUUGUCCAGAGCCCAGACAUGCAGCCCAGCAAUGUCAGCCCUGUGCUGAGCUCUUCACUUUCCUCCUCAUCUGCCUUCCCUUUUAUACAUGUCAACAAUGCUUUCUAAAUUAAUUAUGUGUGUAGAGAUAAUAUGC
Molecule: messenger RNA, 1275 nt
Organism: Phyllostomus hastatus (greater spear-nosed bat)
Lineage: Eukaryota; Metazoa; Chordata; Mammalia; Chiroptera; Phyllostomidae
Product: class I histocompatibility antigen, Gogo-C*0203 alpha chain-like
Exons: 7
Coding region: 171-1052 (293 amino acids)
Biological process (GO): immune response; antigen processing and presentation of endogenous peptide antigen via MHC class Ib; positive regulation of T cell mediated cytotoxicity
Cellular component (GO): external side of plasma membrane
Molecular function (GO): signaling receptor binding; peptide antigen binding
Source: RefSeq, a predicted model, not a curated record